Messenger RNA from Mercenaria mercenaria, 1813 nucleotides. Its product is annotated as solute carrier family 22 member 4-like. Lineage: Eukaryota; Metazoa; Mollusca; Bivalvia; Venerida; Veneridae. Gene Ontology annotation, cellular component: membrane. The coding region runs from base 130 to 1680 and encodes 516 amino acids. The record is from RefSeq and is a predicted model, not a curated record. The transcript has 9 exons. Gene Ontology annotation, molecular function: transmembrane transporter activity. Gene Ontology annotation, biological process: transmembrane transport.
ACAAAAUUCACCGUAAAGAUAUGGUUAAAAAACUAGGUUAAAUUAAAUGUUUAGAUAUUAAAGUUGUUAUCCUUAAAACUAUGCCGUUACAAAUUAAACAGGAAUUAUAAUCGAGUUGUGAAAUUCAAAAUGACAGUUUCGAAGCAACAGACAAGCGAUCAUGCUGCAAGUAUCAGUCCUGACGAAAUAAUUGAUGAUAUCGGCGGAUGCGGGCCCUUUCAAAUUAGAAUGAGUAUUGCUGCUCAUAUAAUAAAGACUAUCGUCUGCUUCAGUUUUGCAGGAAUGAUUAUUUACACUGCCCCGCCUUCUUGGUGGUGCAAAAAUGAUCUCGUGCACUACAAUUUGACGUCAUGCUAUAGUGUAGAAAAUGGAUCAUCUGUAAACUAUUGUAAGUCGCACUCAUGUUAUACAGCUAACGGAACACAAUGUACAUCAUAUGGCUUUGAAGACAGUUUAAAUACAAUAGUUAAUGAGUUCAAUCUUGUUUGUACCCAAGACUUCAUUCCAAGUACAAUAAAUUCUGUUCAACUUGCCGGAAUUCUUUGCGGAAAUUUAAUGUCUGGUCAAAUUUCCGAUUUGUUUGGACGAAAACCACCGAUGUUUGCAUCCAUUGUUAUAAUUAUGGUAUCUAAUCUUCUAGGCUUUUUCUCAACGUGUUGGGAAAUGUUUGCUGUUGCGGUAUUUUUCACAGGAGUAGGAGGUGGUUUCUUUCUUACGACCCAUUACUGUCUCCUAUCCGAAUUUUCACCCGCAAAGUGGCGUGUAUGGAUCACGGGAUUUCCAUCUUGGCCGAUAGAGGGAUGUUUCCUUUCACUUGUGUCUUGGUUACUUCACGACUGGCGAUACAUUCAACUUUUUACCGCAAUCUUUGCGUUGCCAUGUUUGCUUUCUUGGUUCAUAAUUCCAGAGAGUUUCCGAUGGUAUGUAGCACAUGAUAAACCAGAAAAGGCAGAAGAAAUACUCAGAUCCGUUGCAAAAUUCAACAAACAUGAAAACAUCAAUUUGCAUAGAGCGCUACGAAAGCCAGAAACAAGAGAUAACAAAAGAUACACGGUUUUGGACUUGGUCAAGACCAAGACUUUGAUCAGAGUAACCCUGCUCUCAGCUUUAAGUUGGAUAGCCCUUGGCUUCUGUUCCUUUGGCUUAGCCUUUGGUAUCCAGUCAUUAUCGGGCAACAUUCACCUGAAUCUCUUCUUGUUCAGUCUAACCGGAAUUCCAUCUAAGGCUAUUGCGUUGUGGCUUCAAAACAGAUUUGGUCGGCGGGUUACAUGUAUGUUAUGUUUCAUUGUGGUGGCAUUUGGUGGUUUAGUCGUUGGUAUCGUUGAAACAACAGAUGCCCCGCAUAAGGACGUUCUUACUAAUGCAUUUGCACUGACUGCAAACACCGGUAUAGUAACAGCAUGGGGUCCUAUACAAACUAUGACUAUUGAGCUCUACCCAACCGUUGUACGAAAUAUUGGAUUUGGCACACUAAGCGUUGCUGGACGGAUAGGCGGAAUAAUUGCGCCACAAAUAGUCUAUCUGAACACGUACGUUCCUGGCUUAUUAUUUUACGUUUGUGGAGCUAUUUCUGUAAUCUGUGUGAUCGGACUUGUUUUCUUACCUGAGACAAUGGACAAAAAUCUAACUGACAAAAUAAAGGAACACAAUGUUUUAAACCAAAAAGAUGUGCCUGUCUAAAUGCAGGAAAAUCAUUGGUCAUAGUAUAUACACUGUUUAAAUGGUGCCCUUAGAGUGUAAGCUACUCUAUAUUCCGUCUAAAAUUGUAUGCUUCUUCUUUCAUAGUAUUAAAAAUAAAAGAAUUGUGUACGCU